Messenger RNA from Didymella exigua CBS 183.55, 483 nucleotides. RefSeq lists its product as uncharacterized. The annotation marks the transcript as partial. The transcript has a single exon. The record is from RefSeq and is a predicted model, not a curated record. NCBI's taxonomy places the organism in Eukaryota, Fungi, Ascomycota, Dothideomycetes, Pleosporales, Didymellaceae.
AUAGAUCCAAUUCAAGAAGCGAUUGAAUAUUUAGAAUUGCAUAAAGCUGGAGAUAACUUGUCAUACCGCCAAGUCGCAAAAAUGUUUAGAGUUGACCGAACAACGCUGUCGCGGCGGCACAACUGUUAUACACGCUCAAAUGCAGAAGAAGCGCGCCAGCGACAGUUACUCAGCCCACAACAGGAGGAGGUACUUGUCAAAUACAUAGAAAGAUGCACAAGAGACGGCUUGCCACCCACUAGAAGCAUGCUGCAAAAUUUCGCCUCUGCGGUUACGAAGUGGGAGGUCUCUGAGAGCUGGAUUACUCGGUUUCUGCAUCGCCACGCCAACAAGCUUACCACCAAAUGGACCACCAGGAUGGAUCGUGAGCGCUUUUUAGCUGACAGCAAGCGCAAGUACGAGCUGUACUUCAAUCUAUUGCACUCCAAGAUGCGUGAGCACAGCGUUGAUGAGCGCAACACGUACAAUAUGGAUGAGAAAGGC